AUGACGAUCGAGACGUCCAAGCUUAGUGUCCUGCACGGCCCCCUCCAGCCCAACACCCGCGCGGGGGACGCGUCCCACCCGACAGGGUUCUACCGCGACGGCUACUGCUGGGGCUCAGAAGACGACGAUGGCAAGCACUUUGUCGCCGGUGUGGUGACCAAGGAGUUUCUCGACUUUAGCAAGGCCAGGGGACUGGGGAACACUGCAAAGGAACAGGCCGCGAGGGACUCGCUCACUGGCGACCUGAUACCCAUGCCCUGGUGCGGUGGUACUGUGCUGCCGCGAGUCCCGUACCGGUCACGCGACCCGGCAACCAAAACCAAAAGCUUGCUGCAAUCUGACAUUCAGGCAACGACCUCUCGUCUCCACGCCCAGGGUUCGAGGGGCUAA
Messenger RNA from Apiotrichum porosum, 390 nucleotides. RefSeq lists its product as uncharacterized. The record is from RefSeq and is a predicted model, not a curated record. Bases 1 to 390 code for a protein of 129 amino acids. Lineage: Eukaryota; Fungi; Basidiomycota; Tremellomycetes; Trichosporonales; Trichosporonaceae. The transcript has 3 exons.